AUGAGUGCUGUGGAGUUGCCGUUGGUGCCCAGCGCGCGUUCAUCCAGCUCGUCCGCAUCUUCCAGCCGCAGUCAUCUACACUCGGCAGGCUCGAUCAACUCGGAGAAAAGCGCUCGAACUGAGGAGGCGCAGCAAGAGGAGGAAGAGCCCCAAGAGUCUAGCGGAGGAGGGCUCUGGGAUGAAGUGGAGCAUUUCCUGAACAAGCCGUCGCCUAGCCUGUCGAAUCUAUCUGGGAAGACGUCGAAGGCUCCAGUCAACAAGCCACCGAAGAGCACUCUUCCUACCUUGAACGCAAGGAGGGCGUCGCCGGAUAAUCAGACGACCUAUCCCAGUCGGCCUGCAUCAAAGACCAUCGACCCGAAGCUUCUGCAAGAAGCGUUUGCGUAUGCCAAUCAACUGCAGCAGAUGAACUUUGAUGACGACGACGGAGACGCAGACGAGCAACAGCAGUCGUGGAGAAACAGCAAGACCAAGAUGCUGAUGCAGCGCGCGGCGCUUGGCAGAGCGAACUCUUCAUCAUCUUCAUCGUCACUGUCGAGUAAUGCUGCCUCUGGUGGCCUCCGAGGAAGCCGGGCAGGCGGAGGAAAAGGGUCUUCCAGCGUAAGCACGGAUGCCCGAAAGAAGAAGGGCAAGCCAACAUCUUCAUCGGCGUACGGCUCAGCAGUGAAGUCGAAGGGGUCGAAGCCAAAAGGCCACAUGGACCCUCAAACCUUGCAAGCUCUCGUCAGUAAUUUCCAGAAUGGCACGACAUUGGAAGAGCUUCGUCGAGAGCUCGCUGCCUCUCAGCAAAGCAUGGCAAUGUCACGCCAAGUCCUCCAAGAAGCCGCCCAAACCUUCUUCCAAUCCCACUAG
This is a messenger RNA of Phytophthora sojae, 852 nucleotides long. RefSeq lists its product as hypothetical. Bases 1 to 852 code for a protein of 283 amino acids. Lineage: Eukaryota; Oomycota; Peronosporomycetes; Peronosporales; Peronosporaceae. The record is from RefSeq and is a predicted model, not a curated record. The transcript has 4 exons.